Molecule: messenger RNA, 336 nt
Organism: Emiliania huxleyi CCMP1516
Lineage: Eukaryota; Haptophyta; Isochrysidales; Noelaerhabdaceae
Exons: 2
Coding region: 1-336 (111 amino acids)
Source: RefSeq, a predicted model, not a curated record
AUGUGGCGAAUCGCCAUCGAUAAACUGGAGGGGGGAAGGAAUCUAGAGGGCGGGCUCCCGGCCUCCCGCCGGGACGUGGCGGAAAGUCGGCGGAUGUUUUCCAAAAUCGUGGGCGAGUCUACCCUCAUGCUGGCUGGCUGCGCUGGCGCAAUCGCGAUCCAGGCACAGCUCCUAGCGAGGGCCGCCAAGCCCGAGUGCGCUGCGGCCGAAGCCACGAGGCAGUUUGAGAUGCCCUCCGACGCCGAGAUUGCCGCAAUGGCCAACGCAGCUCUGUCUUUGAGAGGAUCCGCCCAUCGUCGGGAGCGGCCAGUGGCGCUCGUGCCAGCGCGCGACUAA